Molecule: messenger RNA, 6106 nt
Organism: Oryzias melastigma (Indian medaka)
Lineage: Eukaryota; Metazoa; Chordata; Actinopteri; Beloniformes; Adrianichthyidae
Gene: pik3c2b
Product: phosphatidylinositol-4-phosphate 3-kinase, catalytic subunit type 2 beta
Exons: 33
Coding region: 387-5216 (1609 amino acids)
Biological process (GO): phosphatidylinositol-mediated signaling; phosphatidylinositol-3-phosphate biosynthetic process; phosphatidylinositol 3-kinase/protein kinase B signal transduction
Cellular component (GO): phosphatidylinositol 3-kinase complex; plasma membrane; cytoplasm
Molecular function (GO): 1-phosphatidylinositol-4-phosphate 3-kinase activity; 1-phosphatidylinositol-3-kinase activity; phosphatidylinositol binding
Source: RefSeq, a predicted model, not a curated record
GCCCGCAGCUGCCCAGCAGCGGGUGACGUCACGCCGCGAUGCUCGCCUCUGACCGGGCGGAGAAGCGGCGGAGCUCUGCGCGACCUGCGGCAUUGUUUACCUCAAAUCAAGAACCGGGGCGGCCGAAUCCCGCCGAACCGGAGCCCCGUCUUUAUGCGCAAAUGCGAGGAGCAGCGGCGGAAGGAGACGCUUCAUUUGGGAUCCUCCUCCUCCCGGCUACCAGCGGAGGAGGAUCGGUGUGAUUUGUGGGAGCGAAGUGAACCGCGUUAAGAUGGCAACCAGCGGCCGCUCCCGAGCUCCGUAGACGGGGGUGCAGCUCCAUGUGUCUUCACUAACGGAUCUAGAUGUGGUUCUGAGGUCCUCCUCAUCUCACCUGGGGAGUCACCAUGUCAGCAGCUCAGACACAGAAGGAGAACAAUGAAGUGGGCUGGGGGGGUCUGGAGGCUCUGGGUCUCAGCCAGAGAGAGCUGGUUUUGGCUGAAGCGCUGCAGAUGGAGUACGAUGCCCUCUCCAGACACAAACAGGACAAAAGUGGACCCAGCACAGAUCCAAGUGGUUCUUCGUCUCCUGGCCAGCCCCUCUCCAAAACCCAAAAUCCUUUUAUAGAGUGUCCCCAACCCUCCCUGAGCCAGCCUGUUCUUGAUCCAGCAGGAGGGAGUCAACCAAGAGAGCUCUUUGGAUCAAACUCCCCCCUAAACCAGCCUGGAGGGUCCCAGGCUCCACAAAAUCUUCCACCCAUGGUUCCCCCUAUUCAAGGAGGCUAUGUUAAAGACUCUCCAUACAUUUUGAGUCCUGAGAUCAGUAAAUCCAGCAACCUCUCAGGCUCCAGGCACAGAGACUUUGUGGGAUCUGGGUCUGGGUUUCUUUCCAAAGGCCCCGUUCCCCCCCCUGAUGAUAUUCCUCCCGCCAUUCCACCAAGAAACCCCAUUCCUCCGUCAUCAGGGUCUAGCAACCCCUUCUUACCCCCUCGAAGGUCUACUUCCCCCCGAGAUGUGAACCUAUUCAUGCCUGAUGUGGACCAGCCAAAAGUGACCUCAGAGGACCUGUGCUUUGACCACAUCAACGACUCGCUGUCCAGACUCAACGAGGCCCGGCCGGGAUCUCGAGCCCACAGGAAUAUGAGGGACCAUUCAGGAAAGCCUGUUGCACGGAGUCAAACCCUCCCUCCGCAGGUGCCACCCAGGACAUAUAUACCGGCUUUCAAGAGUAACAAGAACCAACGGCGGGUUUCUGUAGACCCGGUGUCCAUGAAUUCUCGUGCGAGUGGGUUUGGCUACGAGCUGUUCCAGGUGUCGGAGGAAAGGGAUGAAGAAGUGGCCGCCUUCUGCCACAUGCUGGACGUGCUGCGGUCGGCAUACCCGCACAGCGACCGCUCAAAGAACGCCGGCUUUGUAUGGUCGCCGUCUGUGGGCCACGACGAACUGCACCAGGCCCUUGGGGUGAGCGUGAAGGUGACGAUCAUCAGCGAGCACUUCAGGGAGCCACUCACCUUUACCUGCGAUGGUUCAUCAACAGUGGACCUGCUCAUCUACCAGACUCUCUGUUACGCUCAGGACGAUCUGGACCACCUGGAUGUUGAGGAUUACCUGCUGAAAGUCUGUGGACAAGAAGAGUUCCUCCACAACUCUCAGAGUCUGGCCGGUCUGGAGAUCGUCCAGCAGUGUCUGAAGUUCGACUGGGACAUUCGACUGUUCCUCACCAAGAGAUUGGCUGUCAACAGAGAGCUGGCUCGCACGAAGGAAGAUGAUGAUACCGCGUCCACCAUGAACCACAGCAUCCUGCUGCAGGAGCGACCAAUCAAACAGACUGUCACCAGGGAGGCUCUGACGCUCCUGCUUGACACGUUCCACAAUGAAGCCGAGACCUUCCUGCUGUCAGAGGUGGAGCUGGCUCUUCACGUGGAGCGUCUCGUCCAGUCAGUGAAGGCGCUCUGUAGCUCCCUGGCAGCCGUGGAGACGCCUGAGGUGACGGCAGCCCUCAACCAGCUCCCAGCAUGCCCUUGUCGCCUGCAGCCCAAAGUCCUGAAGGAUGCCUCAGUGCUGGCUGUACGAGAGAACAGAGAAAAAGUGGUGGAGAAGCUGACGGCCACCAUCUUGGAUCUGGUGGAGCUCUACUGCAGCACGUUUAACGCCAACUUUCACACGACGCCGCAGAGCCGCGGCUGCACGGCGCCGGUGCAGGAGGCCGGCCUCGUCAACAACGUGCUGUCCUUCAACGUGUACGCCGCCCACCGCAUCCCCAUCACCUGGGCUGCCAGCUACGAGGGCUUCUUCUUGUCCUGCUCUCUGACUCAUGGAGGGGCGGAGCUCUGCGCACCACAAAACACCAGCAAACAGGCUGUCAGCAAAUAUCUCUUCCAUCUGGUGGUGUGGGACCAGAGGGUGUGUUUUCCUGUUGAGAUCAACCAGCUGCCGCGGGAGUCUCAGCUGACCGUGACGCUGUACGCCACCCCGCUGCCGCCGCCUGGGGGAGCAGAGGAGAAGGGGAAGCAGCGGCGCAGCAUUGAGGCUCUUGGCUGGGUCACUAUGCCGCUCUUCAACUUCAGACAUGUGCUGACAUGCGGCAGGAAGUUGCUGGGUUUGUGGCCUUCUGCACCGGGGAGAAGCGGUAACGCCCGAACCAGUUCUCCCAACUUCAGCCAGCCGGACAGCGUGAUCCUGCAGGUGGACUUCCCCACCUCCUCCUUUGAGGUCUGCUUCAGCACCCCGGCCCCAGCAGACUUCUGUCCUCAGUACGAGUUCAAGAAACUGGACACCAUCAGUCAGAUGCAGCUCCAAGACGUUCUGCACAAGAAGGCUUUCUUCUGGUUGACAACAGACGACAAGCGGCUGCUGUGGGAGAAGAAGGCCUUCUGUCAGGGGGAGAGCGCAGCACUGCCGCUGGUCCUGGCCAGCGCCCCCUGCUGGCAGUGGGCGUGUCUUCCAGAGAUAUAUGCGCUGCUGCGGCAGUGGGCGUGUCUGAGCCACAUGGACGCUCUGGGACUGCUGCACGCCUCGUUCCCUGACCAGGAGCUGAGGAGGACGGCGGUCCAGUGGAUGGACUCCAUCUCAGACCCGGAGCUGCUAGACUUCCUGCCACAGCUAGUGCAGGCGGUGAAGUACGAGUGUUACCUGGACAGCUCUCUGGUCCGAUUCCUCCUUCGCAGAGCGAUUGGAGACAUUCGGAUCGCUCACUACCUCUUCUGGCUUCUGAAGGACAACCUGCAGGACAGUCAGUUCAGCGCCCGUUACCAGCACCUGCUGGCCGCCCUGCUGUGCUGCGUGGGGCGGAGUCUGAGGGAUGAGUUCGACCGACAGUGCUGGCUCGUCUCCAUCCUCACCAAAGUCGCCCAGAAAGUUCGCGACGCCACGGCGUCCAGCAGACAGGGUGUUCUCAGAGAGGCUCUGGAGGAGGUAAAGAAGUUCUUCCACCUGAACAGCAGCUGUAGACUUCCUCUGAAUCCGGCACUGGUCGUUACUGGAAUCAAGAUCCAGUCGUGUUCAUUCUACAACUCCAACGCUGUCCCGCUGAAGCUCUCCUUCCAGAACCUGGAUCCUCAAGGAGACAACAUUAAUGUCAUCUUUAAGUCAGGGGACGAUCUGCGUCAGGACAUGCUGACCCUGCAGAUUAUCCGCAUCAUGAACAAGAUCUGGAUCCAGGAGGGUCUGGACAUGAAGAUGGUCAUUUUCAAGUGUUUCUCCACAGGCCGAGGGCGAGGUAUGGUGGAGAUGAUUCCUCAGGCGGACACUCUGAGGAAGAUCCAGGUGGAACACGGAGUCACGGGAUCCUUCAAAGACCGAACGCUGGCUGACUGGCUGCAGAAACACAACCCCACUGAGGAGCAGUACGACAAGGCUGUGGAGAACUUCAUCUACUCGUGUGCCGGCUGCUGCGUGGCCACCUACAUCCUGGGCAUCUGCGACCGCCACAAUGACAACAUCAUGCUGAAGACCAGCGGUCACAUGUUCCACAUCGACUUUGGGAAGUUCCUGGGACACGCCCAGAUGUUUGGAAACAUUAAACGAGACCGCGCCCCCUUUGUUUUCACCUCUGACAUGGCGUUCGUCAUCAACGGAGGAGACAAACCGUCCAGCCGCUUCCACGACUUUGUGGAUCUUUGCUGCGAGGCGUACAACCUGAUCCGCAAACACGCACACCUGUUCCUCAACCUGCUGGGCCUGAUGUUGUCCUGUGGGAUUCCUGAACUGUCUGAUCUGGAUGAUCUGAAGUACGUCUACGACGCCCUGAGGCCUCACGAGACUGAAGCCGACGCCACCAUGUACUUCACCAGGCUGAUUGAAUCCAGUCUGGGCAGCGUUGCCACCAAACUCAACUUCUUCAUUCACAAUCUGGCCCAGAUGAAGUUCGCCUCAUCAGAGGAGCGCCCCACUCUGUCGUUUGCUCCCAGAGUUCACACGGCGAAGAGCGGCGGCGUCAUCAGGAGCCUGUACAUCUGCACACACAUCCGCACCUCCAACACCAGCAAAGGCUACGCAUAUGUGGUGAAGGUGGAGCGUGACGGUCAGGAGGCGCAGCUGGUUCAGAGGACAUUUGAGGAGUUUCAUGAGCUUCACUGCAAGCUGAGGCUGGUCUUCCCCUCAUCCAAGCUGCCCAGCUUCCCCAGCCGUUUUGUGAUCGGACGGUCCCGUAGUGAAGCAACAGCUGACAGGAGGAAGGACGAACUGAAUGGUUACGUGUGGCACCUGAUCCAUGCCGCACCAGAAGUGGCACAGUGCGACCUGGUCUACACUUUCUUCCACCCGCUGCCUCGGGACGACCGAGCAGUAACGACCAGCACCAAACCUGCAGAGAUAAUGUGGUCUGCGGCUUCAGGAAAAGAGCUGGGUGAAGUCAAACUCUCCAUCUCCUUCAAGAGCGAGAAACUCUUCAUCAUGGUGAUGCACAUCCGAGGACUGCAGCCCCUGCAGGACGGCACAGACCCAGACCCCUACGUGAAGCUCUACCUUCUUCCAGACCCCCAGAAGAUGAGUAAGAGGAAGACGAAGGCGGCGCGCCGCACCUGUAACCCCACCUACAACGAGAUGCUGGUGUAUGAGAGGAUCCCCCGGGGAGACCUGGACCAGCGCGUGAUCCACCUGCGGGUUCUGAGCGACGGCGCCUUCUGGGAGAACACGCUGCUGGGGGAGACCUUCAUCCAAUUGAACAGGCUGGUCCCGGGCCAGCACUGGGUGGACUGGCAUCGGCUGAACGGAGCAGGAUCAGACUCCGCCCAAUGAUGGACAGAACAGGUUCUCCUCUGGAGGACGCUACAGUAAAAGGAAGUCCUUUCAAAGUAAAACUCGGAUGGCUGUCAGUCCUCAGAAUGAGGGCUUUACCCAGACAACGAUGGCCCUGAUCCGUCGCCUUAGAUGUUUGUUUAUUGCAUUUAAAACAGCAAGAAUGUUUGAUGGACCAGGUUCAUCCCCUCAGUCUGACCACUGCUUUAACCUGAGAUUAGCUAAGUCGAACUAACCUUAUCUAAUCUGAACUUGAGUCAACAGAAACUCAAAAUGACGAGCUCUCUUCAUGUGAUGGCGUGUUUUGCGUCAUGCUACGUGUUCAAGGAGCAAAAGGAAGCAUUUAAGCGCUGUGAUGUCCCUCAUGGGCCAGCAGGGGGCGUAGGAGCCGAAGGAGCUGCUGCUUAGAGGAAAAAAAGGGACAAGGAAGAAGAGCACAAAGAAGGAAACUAGUUAUUUUUUACCUGCAGCAUUCAAGCAGCUGAUUGGCUCCAUGAGCUGCAAGAAAAACAUUCAGCUCAUAUGUUGUGCAUUUUGGAAAGUUUUGCGUCUGUGUGUCUGCCCCUUCGGGGGUCCAGGCUGCAAUAGACGAUGGACCGAAGCGGGUUUGGUGCGCCUUUUGGGUCAGAGGUCAGAGCAGCUUCAGAGCUCAAACACUUUACUCAGAGUCACUGUCAGAUCUGGGAUGUGAUCGGAUUGAUCCAAACUAGCAUUAAAAUAAAAGAGGGAGUCUCAGAAGCCCCGCCCACACGCCUCCACACAACAUUUUGAGUCCUGCUGCCGUCUUUGACCUCUGACCCUUUCUACAUAACUAGAUGAAAAUGUGACGAGUUUUUCUUUACUCACUGAACUUUUGCACUAAAGAAUAAACUUGAAGUGAAGAACAGAAA